Molecule: messenger RNA, 1656 nt
Organism: Daldinia decipiens
Lineage: Eukaryota; Fungi; Ascomycota; Sordariomycetes; Xylariales; Hypoxylaceae
Product: mannitol dehydrogenase domain-containing protein
Exons: 1
Coding region: 344-1522 (392 amino acids)
Biological process (GO): mannitol catabolic process
Cellular component (GO): cytosol
Molecular function (GO): mannitol-1-phosphate 5-dehydrogenase activity
Source: RefSeq, a predicted model, not a curated record
UGACGCUACGCAGCACCCCUCCACUUCCGGUCGAAUUGUUCGGGGCUCGUGGGCCUCGUGGGUUUGGUCCAGUCACCUCGCUCCUUCCUCGUCACUACCUAUUUCCAACCUCUUGCACUUGCACAUAAGAACAUCAACUUUUCCCUUUCUCAAUCCCUUUUUAUCUUACUCCUCCUUCCUUUUUUUUUUUUUUUUUUUUCAACAAACCUCAUUAUAUCACCUCUACUCCCCGUGUUUCUAAAACUUUAGAAACAUAACAUACAUCCUCACAAAUUCUACCAUCCUAUUAUCCGCACUUACAACAUCACAUCUCUUCUAUCACCUCUACCUACACUAAUUCACAAUGGGCAAGAAGGCAGUGCACUUCGGCUCCGGCAACAUUGGCCGAGGCUUUGUCGCAUGUUUCCUACAUGAGUCAGGCUACGAGGUCAUCUUCGCCGAUGUUGUCGACAAGCUUGUAGAUGCCCUAAACUCGACACCUUCGUACAAGGUCAUUGAGCGUGGUGUUGAAGGCACAGAUGUCAAGACAAUCACCAACUACCGAGCUAUCAACUCCAAGCACAACGAGGCUGAACUUGUUGACGAGAUUGCAACUGCCGACGUUGUCACCUGCUCUGUCGGCCCUAACAUCCUCAAGUUCAUCGCCCCCGUCAUUGCCAAGGGUAUCGACAAGCGCUCAAAUGAACUCCAGCCUCUCGUCGUCAUUGCUUGCGAGAACAUGAUCGGUGCCACAGACGCCCUCGCUGGUCACAUCAAGGACCCCAAGAACACUCCCGAGCACCGCCUCGAAGACCAUCACGAGCGAGCUGCCUAUGCCAACUCUGCGAUCGACCGUAUUGUUCCUGCCCAAGAUCCCAACGCCGGCUUGGAUGUGACUUUGGAGAAGUUCUACGAGUGGGUUGUCGAGGAGACUCCGUUCCAACAUGGCGAGAAACCGUCCAUUGAGGGGAUCAAGUGGGUAGGCAACCUACAGCCCUUCAUCGAGCGUAAGCUCUUCACCGUCAACACAUCACACGCCACUGCCGCCUACUUUGGUUACAACAGGCAGAAGCAGACCGUCGACGACGCUAUGCGAGACAAGGACAUUAAGAGUCAGGUUGCCGCAGCAGUCAACGAGACCGCCAAGCUUAUUGUAGAGAAGCAUGGCAUCGCCCCCGAGGAGCAGGAGGCCUACAAGAAGAAGAUCAUUGACCGAAUCAGCAACCCUCAUUUGGCUGAUGCUGUCGAGCGUGUUGGACGUGCUCCCUUAAGAAAGCUUGGUCGCAAGGAACGCUUCAUCGGUCCUGCUGCUGAAUUGGCCGAGAUGGGUUACGACACACCAGCCCUCCUAGCUGCCGCCGAGAUGGCCUUCCGCUUCCAGAACGUGGAUGGUGACGACGAGAGCAAGGAGCUUGCCAAGAUCAUGUUGGAGAACAGCCCCGAGGAGGUGGUCCAGAAGGUGUGCGGUCUACAAAAGUCGGAGAAGCUAUAUCCCAAGGUGGUUGAGAUCGUCCAGAAGGUCCAGGCGGACAGCCAAGACUAAGCACCUGGAUAAAUAUCUCCCCUUUCCAAGUGCCUCUUUGCCUUCUGUGUUCUAUUUCCGCAUUUGCAUUUCAGAUGAAUUUCACGGCAUGGGAGCGAUUGUUACGUCUAGGGAAAUGACAGGGGAUAAAGGCG